This is a messenger RNA of Trichoderma gamsii, 996 nucleotides long. RefSeq lists its product as hypothetical. Lineage: Eukaryota; Fungi; Ascomycota; Sordariomycetes; Hypocreales; Hypocreaceae. The transcript is spliced from 3 exons. Gene Ontology annotation, cellular component: cytoplasm; actin filament. Bases 1 to 996 code for a protein of 331 amino acids. Gene Ontology annotation, molecular function: actin filament binding; actin monomer binding. The record is from RefSeq and is a predicted model, not a curated record. Gene Ontology annotation, biological process: barbed-end actin filament capping; actin filament depolymerization.
AUGCAGUCUGGAAUCUCAGCCUCCGAGGAGCUCCAGAAGGCCUUCAGCUCGCUGCUGGCGACGCCGUCCGACUUUGCCCUGCUGGUGACCAUUGAGCGCGAGACCCUGACGCCCGUUCAGACCAUCCCGGGCACGUCUUCCGACUUUGGACAGAACCUCUCUGUGCUCGAGCCCUUCAUCAAGCCCGAUGUCGCCCUCUAUGCCAUCCUCCGCCGCUACGAAGACUCGCCCAGGUUCGUUGCCGUGACGUACGUGCCCGACGCCGCCAAGGUCCGCCAGAAGAUGCUGUUCGCCUCGACGCGUCUGACGCUGACGCGGGAACUGGGCACCGAGCACUUCCGCGAGACGCCGUUCAUGACCAUGGCCCACGAGUUGACGGAAAAGGGGUUCAAGGCCCACGAUGCACACAAUGCACUGGAGGCUCCCCUGACUGAGGAGGAGAAGACGCUGGGAGACGUGAAGAGAGCUGAGCAGGAGGCUGGGUCUGGCACAGCUAUCCGAGAAAUCCACCUUAGCAAGAGCCUGUCGAUGCCGGUAAACGAGGAUGCCAUUGCGGCAAUGAAGGAGGUUGCUGAAGGGCAAAAGGCCGCAGCUACACUGAAAAUCAACGCAGCUACCGAGAGAGUCGAGCUGGCGACUGACUCAUUGGAUCCGAGCUCUCUCACCAGUCUCAUUAAGAGCAUCUCGCCAGUCGAGCCACGGUUCACCUUUUAUCGGUUCACUCACACCCACGAAGGAACUGAGCAGACCCCGGUGCUCUUCUUUUACACUUGCCCCGCCACGGCUGGAAACAAGGCAAUCAAGAGCAGGAUGCUGUACCCUCUUAUGAAGCGUGCCGUCCUCACCAUUGCCGAGCAAGAGGCUGGCAUCACCCUGGAGAAGAAGUUUGAGGUGGAAGACCCCAGCGAGCUUACCGAGGAGGAAGUACUCAACGAUCUCCAUCCCAAGAAGGUGGUAUCAUCGGGCUUUAGCAGGCCCAAGCGCCCGGGCAGGUAG